This is a messenger RNA of Electrophorus electricus (electric eel), 1230 nucleotides long. Lineage: Eukaryota; Metazoa; Chordata; Actinopteri; Gymnotiformes; Gymnotidae. The record is from RefSeq and is a predicted model, not a curated record.
AUGUUGAAUUCAAGGAUAAAGGUGCUUAUUACAUUGGUUGCUACAGCAUGUGGAAGGCCUCCUCUGGUGAAUCGCAUUGUGGGAGGAAGUGAAGCACAAGAAGGAGCAUGGCCAUGGCAGGUGGACAUUCAGGUGGAGUCGACUGGCCAUGUUUGUGGAGGGUCCAUCAUCUCCAGACGCUGGGUGCUGUCUGCUGCACACUGCUUCCCCAACCCUUCAGAUGUGUCUUCAUAUCGCCUCUACAUGGGCCGCUAUCAGCUUAAUGGCUAUAACCAGUUUGAGACGUUGAGUCGUGUGAGGAUGGUCGUAAUUCCUGAAGGGUACUCCAACCCACAGGGGGGCAGCGACAUUGCCCUAGUACAGCUGAGCACCCCAGUCACCUGGUCAGACAGAAUCCAGCCUGUGUGCUUGCCUAGCGCUGACCUCCAUUUCAAAAGUGGGACCCUGUGCUACGUCACUGGCUGGGGGGAUAUCCAGGAGGGAGUCUCUAUCUCUGGCACUGGCACACUACGGCAAGUGGGAGUGCCCAUUAUUGACCAAGCUUCCUGCAGCUCGAUGUACCAGAUCCAUUCAUCUAACUCGGACCCGGUGGUCAUCCUACCAGACAUGAUCUGCGCUGGCUACAAAGAGGGAGGUAAAGACUCCUGUCAGGGAGAUUCUGGAGGACCCCUCGUUUGUUCUGUAGGCAAUGGAACAUGGAUACAGGCAGGUAUCGUAAGCUUUGGCCUUGGGUGCGCCCAACGAAACAGACCUGGCGUUUACUCCAAAGUGUCGAGCUUUGCGGGUUUCAUCCACUCCACGGUGCCAGGCACACAGCUGAUGGGGCAGGCGUGUGGCUAUGAGCCCGAAGCCCUUCUGGUGCUCAGUCUUGGUCUAGCAUCUGUACUCCUGACAAAAUAGUGGACUGCAAGGUAAACAGACCUUCCUUAACUCUGCCAAUAAUGACCCACAGUAUGCAAAUUUUGAAUUGCGCUAGCUAAGCGAAUAGGCAUUCACCUUGGAGUCACGCAGGCAGGGGGGCUGUGAAUAUUUUGUAUGUUAUUAUUAUAAAAGUGACUGGUUCAUGAUCAAUGCAAUGAAUUCCAAAUAAGUGAUGAUGAUUUGUGGUGAAAGAGUAUCAAAUUAGUGGUGAUGUGUUUUAUUACUGUAUGGUGAUAUCUAGCAAUGUUUUAUGUAAUCUAAUGUGUCAACGGAGACCUGUAUGCAAACAAGUCUGGUUCACUACCAAAU